Messenger RNA from Melampsora larici-populina 98AG31, 852 nucleotides. RefSeq lists its product as uncharacterized. NCBI's taxonomy places the organism in Eukaryota, Fungi, Basidiomycota, Pucciniomycetes, Pucciniales, Melampsoraceae. Bases 1 to 852 code for a protein of 283 amino acids. The record is from RefSeq and is a predicted model, not a curated record. The transcript has 4 exons.
AUGUCUUUUGCUCAGAACAUGGAAUCGCCAGAAGUGACCAUUGUAGAUACUUAUUUUGAAAGAUUCCGCUCCGGUGAAACAUUUAAAUAUCGUUGUACGUUGUGUAAAGGCAGAGCAAUGAAUAAGAUUGAUAAGCACAAGGGAUUACCCAAUCACAUAGCUAUGAUAGCUGCUCGAGAGGCUGCUGAUCGUGAGAAUCAACAUCAUCUCGGUUCGUUCCUUCAAAAUGACGAAAUGGAUUCUUCGGACAAGCAAGAAGUAGCAGAACAAGACCAAGAGGAAGAGAUGAUCAAUAGUGACAGAUCAUCACCAGCAUGUCAGGGUUAUACCGAGGCUCUGAUGCAACUUCUAACUGGAAAUUACGGUGACUCCGAAUCCGAACAUUCAGAUAGCUCUGAAGAAACUCAAAAGCGUCCCGAGCUCGCUGACGUCAACUGGGAUGCAAUUCUGAUGAACAAGUUGCAAGACGACAUGGAUCAAAGCUCAAUGACCUCGGAAAGUCCAUCAAGUGAUUCAGGCAUGGACAACAACAUAAUUGAAGAAGACAAAACAAAAGACACACCUCGAAUUGAUACAGACUGGUAUCCGUUCACAAAGGAGCAGAUUGUGGGACUGUUAUCUUCAGGAUCUGGACGCCACCUGGUAUCAGAGACCGAGUAUGAGCAUAAUCGAAUGUUGUUUGCUAUAUGCAACAUCUCUCUACCAGCGUACAAAACUCUAGGACGAUUGCGAUCAAGGAUGUGUGCACGGUUUGGAAUAAAUGUACAAGAGUGGCAGAGUGCCCUCCAAAACCCGUGCUAUGGACUCAGUAUUAAAGAGAUUGUGGGUCAGGAGCUUUCAAAUCCCGUGUAA